Molecule: messenger RNA, 1242 nt
Organism: Dipodomys spectabilis (banner-tailed kangaroo rat)
Lineage: Eukaryota; Metazoa; Chordata; Mammalia; Rodentia; Heteromyidae
Gene: Vstm2b
Product: V-set and transmembrane domain containing 2B
Exons: 6
Coding region: 1-1242 (413 amino acids)
Source: RefSeq, a predicted model, not a curated record
AUGGACCCGCGGGGCCGGCUGGGCGCCCUGGGAUGCCUGCACGCCCUGCUGCUCGUGGUGGCCGACGCUACCUUCACCGAGGUCCCCAAAGAUGUGACGGUGCAGGAAGGCGAGGACAUCGAGAUGCCGUGCGCCUUCCGGGCCCGGGGCGCCACGUCGUACUCCCUGGAGAUCCAGUGGUGGUUCGUCAAGGCGGCGCCCCGGGAGCUGUUGCCCGAGCUGGUCCUGAGCGCGCCCGGCGCCCGGAGCAAGGUAACAAAUAAGGAUGCAACUAAAAUCAGUACGGUUCGAGUCCAGGGCAACGACAUCUCGCACCGGCUGCGCCUGUCGGCCGUGCGCCCGCAGGACGAGGGCGUGUACGAGUGCCGCGUGUCGGACUACAGCGACGCGGACACGCGCGAGCACCAGGCCCGGGCGCUGCUGCGCGUGCUGUCGCGCUUCGCGCCGCCCGACAUGCAGGCGGCCGAGGCCGUGUCCCACAUUCAGAGCAGCGGGCCCCGCCGCCACGGGCCGCCCAGCGCCGUCCACGCCGGCCACGCGGCCAGCCCCGCGGCCCCCGCCACCUCCGAGCCCGGCCGCAGCCAGGACCAGAGCCUGCCGCCUCCCGGGAGCCCCGGUGUCCCCCAGGCCGCAGCCUCCACCACCCACACAGCCACCUCCACUACGACCGUGGCUGCAGCUGCGGCUGCUUCCUCAUCAGCAUCCCCAUCACCUGGCCAGGCAGUCCUCCGGCGACAGAGACAUGGCUCUGGCAGUGGCCCGCACCAUACCGCAGACCUGCGCCUGGCCCUGGCCCUGCUAGCCCUGCUGAGCCUUCUAGCCGGGAGCGCAGCCCUGACCGCGGCCCGCAGCAGCAGCGACCUGGACGAAGCGCAAGCGGAGGGACGCGCGGGCCCGGCCGCCGCCGUCAGCUGCACAGCCCGGGCCGCCCCGCCCGCCUCGGUCCCUCCCGCGCCCGACCCCCCCCCCCCCCCACCGUGCGCGCUCCGAGUCGGCUCGCCUGGUUACACCCGGGCCUUCGCCAGCACUCCAGGCUCCCCCCGACAACCUAAGACAUCCCAGCUCUCCGGCUGGGCCUACGAGAGACUCGGGAGGAGAGCCGUGAACGACGCCACAGGCGUAGGCUCCAGGGCGCACGCGCCCCGCGGCGGGCCGACGCCGGGCAGUGACGUCACGAGCGGCGCCGACUGCGAGCGCCGCGCGUCCCCGGCAUCGAGGCCGCCCUGGUGGGUGCGCUUGUGA